This is a messenger RNA of Trypanosoma cruzi, 2682 nucleotides long. Its product is annotated as trans-sialidase, putative. Bases 1 to 2682 code for a protein of 893 amino acids. NCBI's taxonomy places the organism in Eukaryota, Euglenozoa, Kinetoplastea, Trypanosomatida, Trypanosomatidae. The transcript has a single exon. The record is from RefSeq and is a predicted model, not a curated record. Gene Ontology annotation, molecular function: exo-alpha-sialidase activity.
AUGCUCUCACUUGUUGCUGCUGUCAAGGCACCCCGCACACACAACCAUCGCCGCGUGACCGGAUCCAGCGGAAGGAGGAGGGAAGGAAGAGAGAGUGAGCCGCAGAGGCCCAACAUGUCCCGGCGUGUGUUUACUUCUGCGGCGCUACUCUUUCUUGUUAUGAUGAUGUGCUGCGGCAGAGGAGCUGCUAGCGCGGAGUUGAUUCCUUCACCCCCUAGCCAGUUUAAAUGGGAAGGCAUCACUGAUGAUAAGGAAACUGUGAAAUCAUUGGGUGUUUCCGGCCUUUUGAAAGUGGGGAAUGACGUAUUUGCCGUUGCUGAGGCGCAGUGCAAGAAAGAAGAAGAAGACACCUUUACUGGCAUUGCGUCCCAGCUGCUGAAUUUGGAAGACAAAACUAAUAAAGAGCCGGAGGAAAUUCUGAAGGAUGCGAAAAAGGAUACACAGGUUUUGGAGAAAGACGUUUCCCAAGGCAAGAAGAAAGUAGAUGUGAGCCGACCAACGACAGUUGUGAAGGGAAGAGAGAUUUACAUGCUUGUUGGAAAAUGCAGCGGAACAGUUGCCGGCGGUUCUGGGGAAAGUGUUGCAGAAGCCUCGGGACUUUUUCUGGUGAAAGGGGAAUUCAGUGAUGAAAGUAACAAAAAAAUUCUUUGGAAAGAUACUAAGGAUGUGCCACGGGCAUCUUUCGGCGAAGAAAUUCAAUCCUUGGAAGGACUGAUUGGCGGCGGUGGAUCGGGUGUUGGGACGGAGGGCAAUACACUUGUGUUCCCAGUGGAAGCCACGACGAAGAAGGGUGAAUCAGAAAAGGUUGGAAAGACUGUCUCACUGCUCAUAUACUCCUUGGAUGAUUCUGGUUGGACGCUGUCGAAGGGGAUGUCUGCCGAUGGCUGCAGUGAUCCCUCCGUUGUGGAGCGGGAGAAGGGAAUACUCAUGAUGAUGACUGCGUGUGAUGAUGGCCGCCGCAGGGUGUACGAGAUCAACGACAAGGGGGCGUCGUGGACGGAGGCACUCGGGACACUCUCGCGCGUGUGGGUCAAUCCAACGGAAAAUGGGAAGGGAUUUCGAAGCGGUUUUACUACAGCGACUAUUAGGAAUGGGGAUGAUGAGAAAAAAGUGAUGCUUGUUACUCUGCCGGUGUAUUCCAAUGAGAGAGGCAAUGGAAAGGGCGUACUUCAUCUUUGGCUGACAGAUAAUACGCACAUUGCUGAUAUUGGGCCGGUAUCCGAUGAUGACGACGUUGCCGCCAGCUCCCUGUUGUACAAAAGUGCUGAAAGUGGAAAUAAUAAGGAGGAAGAGGAGUUGAUUGCACUGUACGAGAAGAAGGGCGAUGGUCAACCAUCACACAGUCUUUGGUCUGUGCGUCUGACUGAGCAGCUGAAGCGGGUGAAGGAGGUGCUAGCGACCUGGAAGGAAGUGGACGAACGUGUCUCCAAGCUGUGCCAUUCUGGGAGUGCUGUGCAGGGUGCCUCAACUGACACUGCCUGCAGCGCUGAUAAGAUCACGGAUGGGCUGGUUGGCUUUUUGUCCGGCAACUUCUCUGAUAACACAUGGAGGGACGAGUACCUCGGGGUGAACGCCACAGUAAAGGGGAAUGAAGUUGAGGGGAAGAAAAAGGCAGAAGCGGCCACAGUGGAUUCAGAGAAGGGCGUGAGGUUCCAGGGAGCGUGGGCGGAGUGGCCUGUUGGCAGUCAGGGGGAGAAUCAGCUGUACCACUUUGCAAAUCACAACUUCACUCUUGUGGCGACGGUGUCCAUCCACGGUGUACCGGAGGGAGUUACUAUUCCAUUGAUGGGUGCGACGAUGAAUGAUGAACAAAAGAAAUCUUUUGGGUUGUCGUACGAGAAAGGAAAGUGGAAGCUACUGUGCGGUGGCGAACCAAAGUCUGGGGAGCAAAGUCGCGCUUCGGAGCCAGAUAAAGCUCAACACGUCGUGAUUUUGUUGCGGAACGGCACCCAGGGCUCCGCGUACGUCGAUGGUCAGCGUGUGGGUGGGGAUACGCCGUGUGCAUUGGGAAAUACAGAUUCGAAAGGGAUCUCCCACUUCUACAUUGGAGGCGACGCAGUGAGCACAGGGAGUAAAGACGUGCAUGUGACGGUGACGAACGUCCUGCUGUACAACCGCCCUUUGAGCUCUGAAGAGAUUGGCGCCUUCAACCCGAAUAAAGACUCGACUCCACCUUUGGAAGAGAAUCCGUCGAAGCCUUCACCAGAUUCUUCUGAUUCCAUUAUACCUCCCAUCCCUCCGGUGAGCCCGAGUGCUCAGCAAACCGAAACUUCGUCCACUCCUGCCGGAACACAGCUGACGGAACAGGGACAGUCGAUGGGGAGCAGUGGUGCGGGCAGUGGCGGUGCAUCCGCACCAGCGGUGUCCACUGUCAGUACUUCCUCAGCCGAAGAGGAGUCCGUAUUGCAGGUGACGUCAGGGACAUCUCCCGAUGGAAAUCCAACUGUGGGUGGCGGUUCUACUGCUGAUGGCGAGCCAACGAUGGAGACAAGAAAAGGAGGAACAAGUGGGCAGGAAGAAGGGGCCCAGCCACAGGUCAGGGAAGUAAACGCUACGGCACUCAGCAGCAACCUCGGAAAUUUGUCGCAGGGGAAUAACACCGAUGCUGGCACCAUGCGUGAGAGGAGGUUGCUGCCGCUGCUUCUUCUGCUGUUGGGACUGUGGGGGUUUGCGGCUCUGUGA